This is a messenger RNA of Rotaria sp. Silwood2, 1089 nucleotides long. NCBI's taxonomy places the organism in Eukaryota, Metazoa, Rotifera, Eurotatoria, Philodinida, Philodinidae. The record is from the annotation of a GenBank genome assembly.
AUGGAAUUAGAAACAGAAAUUCCAAUAUGGUUUCAUGGAAGAGUUAAAUGGAUAUCAAAUUUAAGUUCUCGUUCAACUUGUUCGGAUGUAAUUCAAGCAAUAUUAUCAUCAUCAUCAUCAUCAUCAUCAUUAAAUAUUGAUUCAUCAAAAAAAAGUCAAGAUUAUCAAUUAUAUGAAUGUUGGCGUGGAAUUGAAAGACCAUUAAAAGGUCGUUGUCGUCUUCUUAAAUUAUGGAAAUCAUGGUCUCGAGAAUGUCAGAAUGUUAUAUUAACAGUUCGAUCUCCAGAAGAACAAACAAUUCCAACAUAUAUCCUUAUUCGUCAACAAGAUAAAAAAUUAGAUAAAUUAAAACGUCAACUUCAAAAAACUGAUAAACAAAUUGAGUCAUUUAAUUUAAUAAAUAAAUUCAAUGAUUAUGAUAAUAAUAAUAUAUUAUCUUAUUUAAAUAUAUAUCGUAGAAUAAAUCGUUUAAAUAAUGAUAUUGAUUAUCAAGAUAAAUUAAUAUUAAGUUUAAAAUCUGAUAUUGAAAAUGAAUAUAAUCAAGAUUCAUUAGAAAAUGAUUUUAUUAAUAUUUUAUAUGAUGUUAAUCAAACAUUAAUUUCAAGUAGAAAAUUAACUCAAUUAUCAGAUGAACUUGAUCAAAAAAUAACUAAAAUAAAUGAAGAUAUUGAUCAAAAACAAAUUUUAUUAGAUGAUUUAGAAUUAGAUUAUGCUUUACAAGAUAAUAUUGAUCUUGAUAGUCUUGAUGAACAACAUCAACAAAUAUUUAAUUCAAAACAAAUAUCUCCAUCACCUCCUCCGAACAUUAUUCCAAUAAAAACAUUAACAGUUCAAAGUCGUCCAACAGCAAUAGUUGAACCAAGUCUAUCAACAUUUAAAUCAAAAGAACAUUUAUCUAAAACAAAAACAUAUCCAUUAUCAUUGAAUAAUGUUAAUAUUGAAGAAAAUUUAUCAAAAAAAUUUAAUAUUGGUUUAACUUGUUUAUCAAUUCACUAUAAUGAUAAAUUAAAUACAUCAAAUAACGAUCAAACAGAUCGAAGAUUUAUUCCAAUGCACUUAAAUCAUCAACAAUUAGUUACACUUGUUUAA